GACCUGUCCUCGAUUCUGAUGCCUCUGAGGCUAUGGCCCCCCGCUUGCGCUCGCUAUGUGUUUGGAUCAAGUUUUGUGGGCCAGAAGUACUUGAAGAAUUCCUAUGCCACAGUUUCUCCAACCAUUUUACCGCAGCCUCGAACGCCUGAUUACAACGAGUCGAUGCUGCCUACAAGCUUGGACAAGAAUAUUUUAGCACAUCUAUCGACAUCAUCUGACAUUCCGUCUCUUCAUGAACUUAUUCGCCAAUAUGAGGCAAAUUCUGGACACGUAUUCGACCGCUCACUGCCUUAUGAGUCCCGACCUUCUGAAAGUAGACAGCAGCAUAGUUUUACAAACAUAUCUGGCGACUUCAGUAUUGUCAUGAUUGCGCACUGCAUCGAGACGCAUGGCGACCACAAAGUGUCGCUUUCUUCUGGGUUCGCGUUGGAAGCACCAUCUGCCAGUCUUGGCGACACCCUCUUCUUGACCUGUGCUCAUACAUUAGAAGAGAUGCGCAGAUCCCCUCUGCUGCUAGCUAAUGCAGAGUCUAGUUCUCAGACUAGCGAUAGGAUCAGAGGGAGCGCGCAGAAAUCCGGAACGUUUGUGAUUUCUGGAUCAGCAGAACAUCAGCAGAUCCAUCCCGUCUCAGCCAUUCCGUCUGCGCUUCCACGGUCAGAUUUAAUGGCGUUGGCAUGUUCAAAAGCGCAGGUGCAAACACUACCAGUGUCCCUGUAUCCUGUCCAACCUGGCACUUCUAUCAGAGCGCAUUUUGUAUCCCAUUCGGAUUCACCGCCUGUGGAGCCUGGGUGGAUUCCCUGGGUUGGAGGUACUUGGAGCAAAUGGGUUCGCGGAACGGUGCUAGGAUAUCGAGAUUUUGCAGGUCGGGAGACCAUGCCGGGAACAUACGACGCGCUGUCUCAUCUUUUGUUCACUCCUCUGCCAACUAUGGGGUCGAGCGGAGGACCGAUAGUAGACGAUGAAAGCGGUGCAGUUGUUGGAGUUAUGUUGGGUACACGUAUGGAUAAUCGUGUAGAGGGCGUUCGGGGAUGGGGCGUUCCCUCUGAGACGAUAUUUGAGAUGUUUAGUCUUCCAGGGUUGGAAGGGAAACGUUGAACAGAUCCAAUCUAGAUUAGUUUUGUCCAUUAUUUACAUAAAUAAGUAUCUGAUCAAUUCGGGGA
This is a messenger RNA of Desarmillaria tabescens, 1160 nucleotides long. RefSeq lists its product as uncharacterized. Lineage: Eukaryota; Fungi; Basidiomycota; Agaricomycetes; Agaricales; Physalacriaceae. Bases 19 to 1095 code for a protein of 358 amino acids. The transcript is spliced from 4 exons. The record is from RefSeq and is a predicted model, not a curated record.